AAUGUUGUUUUUAGAGAGGCGCAGAAGGCAGGAGAGUGUCUGUGAGAGUCAAUCUAACCCUGUCAUUCAAAAUCACCAGUGUUGACUCCAAGAUGGGUGAAGACUCUUUUCACGCAGAGCGAAGCACCGCUACCUUACCCAGGGAGGAAAGCACCCCGACACCACCAGCCCCAAAUGCUCAGGGUGAUCUGUGUAUCCUCCUUCCGAGCUUCAGUCCCGGCCCGAUGCCCUCUCCGCCCCCCCUUAUCCUUUCCCAUACGGGCUCCAAGUCCCUGACCAGCCCCACAGCCCCUGGCGGCCAGGUCAGCGCCAUCACAGUGAUGGCUCUGCUCGACAAGCUGAAGGUGAUGAUCGAGACAGUGCAGGAUAACCAGCAGAGGAUGGAGAGGAAGCAGGCCGAGCUGGAGGGGGCGGUGAGGACGGUGCAGGGUGAUGUGACCCAGCUCACCAAGAACCACAUGUCCACAGCCAACAGCGUGGCCAAGCUACUGGAGCGAUCGCGCAAGACUGGCCUCAAUGUGAAGGAGGUGAGGGAGCGCCUGGAUAGACAGAGCAACCAGGUGAAGCGUCUGGAGGCCAACCAUGCCCAUCUGCUGAAGAGGAACCACUUUAAAGUGCUGAUCUUUCAGGAGGAUAAUGAAAUCCCCUCCACUCUGCUUACUAAAGAUGGCCUGGCCUCCACCUAUCAGGAUGAGAUUGCUCCAUCUGCACCAACUCCACUCACUGAUUUACACCAUUCUCAAGAUGAAGGCCUACAGACCAUCAGCCUCUCCUCUGAUGACGGUGAGGAAAAAGGAGCAACCAGUCUCCUAGCAGAAGGUGGUAAUGAGUCCCUGGAUUUGCAUGAAGAUAGUUUCCCAGGUUCGGGAAGCGAACGUCUGGAGCGCUCCCGUGCUGACAAGUUCAAGCGCUCCAGUCUGAAGAAGGUGGAUAGUCUAAAAAAGGCUUUCUCGAGAAGCAACAUCGAGAAGAAGAUCAACAGGAUCGUGCCUCCAGAACAGCGUGAGAAGAUCAGGAAAAGCUUCAUCCCCAGCCACCCAAAGAGCUCCUCUUCCAAGAGCUCGUCCUUCCGCGGCUCUCCAAUGUCCUUCCAUGACAAGAAGGUACGAGAUGGAGAUGCUGACUCCUCCCAGCAGGCUGGGACCUCAGCCAGGAAUCUCAGCCCAGUAGAAGUUCCCAACUUUGGGGGACCGGAUGGUGAGCUGCCCCUGGAUGAGUUACACUCCUCAGGUGAGAAAACAAAUGGAGGCGAUCAUCACAGCCCCUCCACCCCGGGCAGUGGGGAUGGAGAGGUGUUCAUUUCAGAUAAGGGUGGAGCACUCGAGAAUGGUCCAUCUGCGACUCUGGCUGAAGAGGAAGUGGAUAAAGAAGAUGAUGACACUGAUGAUCAUGAUGAAAAUGGGAAGGAGGAAGAGGAGGAGGAGGAGGAGGAGGAGAAAGAUGCAAAACCUGCAGAAGAGGUAUCCGUGUCUCCGCCAUCAGCUGCAGCUACUGUUAAGCUAACUUCUUAGAUAUGGUUAUGUUUCUAGCACUCUGACUUCAAUCCACUUCUGAGACUUUGGGAAGUUUAGUUACUCCCUUGUGCCACUGGUAUCUUGUCCCCAAGCUUGUUGCAUGUCUGCUAAAAUAACAUUGGCCUGAAUUAACCCAAAAUAUGAUGUAACUAUAACCUAUUGUGUUAAGUUCAGAAAUUAAGCAUGUUUUUGUAGAAAUAAAUUCCAUUUAGAUUCCAUUUCAAAUAGAGUCUGUAUAAAGGCCCAGAGAAUGGUACAGCAGUUCAGACCACUGUCACCACAAUGAUACACCGAAAUAGCUAUAUUUUCCUGUGGGAGCCUGUGAAUACCAUGAAAUUGACUGAACUGAAAUGCCUGAACUCUCACUCUCUAUCGUUUUUUCUUUGUGUGUAAAAGAGGCAAUGUGUGUGCCAAUCUGUCCUUCGUUAUGCUGGAGUCCAGACUCUUUUCUGUCAAUGUACUGUACAUAAGAUUUGUGGUUUUUGUAAGCAGUACUGAUUUUUUCACACAAAGUACUUUAAUGCAAAUGCCAUGGUAUUAUCUGGAGUACAAUGUUGAAACCAUUGUAUAAUAAUAUGGUAACCAACGACAUGAAAUAUCAUUACUGUACCACCACAGUACUUUUAUACAGUAUACAGACACAAGAGGUUAUAUGUUGACAAAGUUAUGUUUUUUUAAUUUGAAAUGUUAAUUUUUAGAAUGUUUAUUAAAAUAUUUAGCAGCACUCAAUCUCAAUGCUUUAUUCAAUAAGCAGAUGUCUAUGAGGGCUGAUAGCAGUGCUUGGCAUGGUGGGAAACGUUUUUACAAAUUUUCUGGGGAAAUGCAAGCACAAUUGACUGCCAUCUCCAUGGCAACCUUCCCCAUUGCCAACAACUCUCAAAUUACUGCUUAAGUGCACGACAAAGGCACACGUACACAGCUUGAUAAAUACAAAUGUACAGUGCACCAGAAGUAUUUGUGUGGCCAAACAUUCUGUUUAUGACAACUUCACAUUCUUAUGAAGACUAACAUUGUUUAGAUGAUUCAUUGAUGAAAUACUCUGUAUUCUGCAAGAAUUGCUGCCAGAAAGAAUUCUAAACUAAAACACUUCCCCCAAUGGAGGUUCUAUGUAUCUCACACUAAACUACUUAGUAGUACACACACUACUGAGACACAGGAAUGGCACUUUAGGGUUGGCGAUUCCACACUGCUGAAGUAUGCAAUACCUGCAUGUUCUACAGGUGUGCAGCCUGCAGGACUCUUCACUGCCCCUCUCGGACCACACUGCUCCAUGCUGGUGUUAUAUCAUGCCAAGGCAAUGAUGCUCAACACUGAUAAAACAACUUUGUCUGUGAAGCACCUUGGUCAGACUCUGCACAGCCGUCAUGUUGUUUUAAUGUGCUAUAUACAUAAAAUCCUUGUUUGUGUUUGGUGGAUUUUGUUUACCACAAUGAACAAUUAUCUAGACAACA
Messenger RNA from Carassius gibelio (silver crucian carp), 2965 nucleotides. Its product is annotated as caveolae-associated protein 2. Gene Ontology annotation, cellular component: cytoplasm; caveola. The record is from RefSeq and is a predicted model, not a curated record. Lineage: Eukaryota; Metazoa; Chordata; Actinopteri; Cypriniformes; Cyprinidae. The transcript is spliced from 2 exons. Gene Ontology annotation, molecular function: protein kinase C binding. The coding region runs from base 93 to 1511 and encodes 472 amino acids.